Dendroctonus ponderosae (mountain pine beetle) is the source of this 1212-nucleotide messenger RNA. RefSeq names its product GPN-loop GTPase 1. Lineage: Eukaryota; Metazoa; Arthropoda; Insecta; Coleoptera; Curculionidae. The record is from RefSeq and is a predicted model, not a curated record. The coding region runs from base 88 to 1185 and encodes 365 amino acids. Gene Ontology annotation, molecular function: GTPase activity. The transcript has 5 exons.
UAACCUAAAUGCCAAAAAUCAGGUUAGGUUAGUCUGUGAUGCGUAUCCCAGUAAAAUAAAAGCAGUGCACUUGUUGAAACCGUUAGAAUGGCCGAAGCGGCAGCCCCAGAGGCUAAACAGGAGGCGACAAAGACCCCAAUUUGCCUGCUAGUGGUCGGUAUGGCGGGGAGCGGUAAAACGUCGCUGGUAUCGCGGAUGGCCGAGGGUUUUCACGGCGCCAAGCCCUAUGCGGUGAACUUGGACCCUGCCUGCAUCAACCUGCCCUAUUUCGCCAAUAUCGACAUUCGGGACACUGUCAACUACAAGGAGGUGAUGAAACAGUACAAGCUGGGCCCCAAUGGGGCCAUCGUCACCAGUCUGAACCUGUUCUCCACCAAAUUUCCCGAAGUGAUGGGCUUCAUCGAAAAGGGCAACACGACCCACUGCGUUAUUGAUACGCCCGGCCAGAUCGAGGUGUUUGCCUGGAGUGUGUCAGGCUCAAUAAUCACCGAAACCUUGGCCUCGGCGUUUCCCACAGUGAUGCUCUAUGUGGUGGACUGUGUGCGGAGCACCGCCCCAGCGACCUUCAUGUCCAACAUGCUCUAUGCCUGCUCUAUUUUGUACAAAACGCGUUUGCCCUUUAUCAUUUGCAUGAACAAGGUGGAUAUUGUGGAUGCCUCAUACGCCAAGGACUGGAUGACCGACUUUGAGAGCUUCCAAGAAGCUUUGGAAGCGGAUGAGAGUUAUGUGAGCAGCCUGACCAGGUCGAUGGCUCUCGCUUUGGACACAUUCUACCAAGACAUUCGAGUGUGUGGCGUCAGCGCUGCCACUGGCGAAGGCAUGGAAGAGUUGCACAAAAUGAUAGAGGAGUGUAGAAUCGAAUACGAAACCGACUAUCGGGCAGAAAUGCAGCGAAUCAAAGAGGAAAGCGAGAGGAAAAAACAGGAGACUGAAAAUGAUUCGACUGACGUGAAUUCCCUGAUCGAUGUGGUCCCGGCUGGCAUGGAGCUGGCCGACGUUUAUUUGAGGAAUCCGGCUGGGGAUAGUUCGGAGGACAGUGAGGGCGAAGAGGAGCCGUUUGCAGAUACAGUCGACGUUGACGAAGAGAACACGUUCAAAAAAGUGGUGCGGCAACAGAAGGAGAUGCAACUGAAGCGAAUGCAGGAAGCACAAGAGAGGCAAAAGGCACACGACGCCAAAAAAUAACCCGUUAGUAAUAUAAGUUUGGUAUUA